This is a messenger RNA of Brachypodium distachyon (stiff brome), 2619 nucleotides long. Its product is annotated as exocyst complex component EXO70B1. Gene Ontology annotation, biological process: exocytosis. The coding region runs from base 177 to 2186 and encodes 669 amino acids. Gene Ontology annotation, molecular function: phosphatidylinositol-4,5-bisphosphate binding. The record is from RefSeq and is a predicted model, not a curated record. Gene Ontology annotation, cellular component: exocyst. Lineage: Eukaryota; Viridiplantae; Streptophyta; Magnoliopsida; Poales; Poaceae. The transcript is spliced from 2 exons.
UGCUCAAACCCAGCCAGCUCAGCGGAUUAGCCCCGGACGCUGGUAAAUAGUGGUCACCUUCCCUUCCUCUUCCUCUUCCUCCCCCCUACAGCACGCGAACUGAUCCCCUUCCGCACCACGACAUCCUCCUCGUCUUCCGAUCCGAAGCAAGCAAGCAAAGCGCGGCGGGGGCGGGGAUGGCGGCGGCGCCGCCUGCCGACGGGCAGGAGAAGGUGAUCGCGGCGGCGCAGCACAUCGUCAAGUCGCUCGCCAACUCCAAGAACGCCGCGGACGACAUGAUCCGCAUCCUCUCGGGCUUCGACAACCGCUUCUCCCUCAUGUCCGACCUCUUCCCGGCUCCACCCAACGCCGGUCCCGGAUGCGGCUCCGUCCCGGAGGAUGAGGGCGAGGGCGGGGGCGGGGCCUACGGGGAGGAGGACGACUACCAGCGGGAGGGCCCUGGCCCUAGCGGCGGCGGCGACGACGAGGACGACGAGAGGGACGCGGCGGUGGAGGAGGCGGUGCGGGUGGUGGAGCAGUGGGAUUCCCCCGCGGCGGGGGACCGGCUGGUGUUCGAGUCGUCGGAGGACGCGGAGGAGUACCUCGGCGCCGCCGCGUGCCUCGUGGGCGCGGCGGGGCCGCGCGUGGAGGCGGCGCUGCAGGUCGCCAUGGCGCGGCUCGAGGAGGAGUUCCGCCAGCUGCUGAUCCGCGGGACCUCGUCGCUCGCCGCCGAGGACCUGCACGCCUCCCUCCUCCGCCGGCUCUCGCUCACGGUACCCACCUUCUACUCCGCAGCCGGCGACCUGGACUGCCCCUCCUUCGCGAGCCACGGUGAAGAGGGGGACGAAUCUGCGGGCGCGGGCAGAUGGAGCUCGGUCUCGGACGGCGAGAUCUCGCCCUACCUCAUUGCCCCGGACACGGUCAGCGCCCUCAGGGACAUCGCGGACGUCAUGCUGCGCGCUGGGUAUUCGCCUGAGCUUUGCCAGGUCUACAGCGAGGUGCGCCGGGACACGCUUAUGGAGUGCCUUGCCGUGCUUGGGGUCGACAAGAUGAGCCUGGAGGAGGUGCAGCGCGUGGAAUGGGGCGUCCUGGACGGCAAGAUGAAGAAGUGGAUCCAGGCGCUCAAGGUCGUUGUCCAGGGCCUUCUUGCCGAGGAGCGCCGCAUCUGUAGCCAGAUCCUUGCGUCCGACGCUGAUGCCGAGGAGGAGUGCUUUACUGAGGCGGCCAAGGGGUGUGUCCUGCAGCUGCUCAACUUUGGUGAUGCCAUUGCGAUCGGGAAGAGAUCCUCUGAGAAGCUGUUCCGUAUUCUUGGCAUGUAUGAGGCGUUAGCUGAGUUGCUGCCAGAGCUCGAGGCAUUGUUCUCUGGUGAGGCGAGGGAUUUCAUCAAGGAAGAGGCAGAGGGGAUACUCGUGAGGCUAGGGGAUGCAGUCCGAGGCACGGUUGCUGAGUUUGCCAAUGCGAUACGUGGGGAGACUUCUCGCAGACCACUGCCUGGUGGCGAGAUCCACCCGCUCACGCGCUACGUCAUGAACUAUGUACGACUGCUUGCUGAUUACAGCCGCUGGCUGAACGAUCUGCUUGAUGGCUGUGAGUCUGAGCUGGAAACUGGGGGUGAAAAUGUGGAUAUGACUCCACUUGGACACUGUGUGCUCAUACUGAUCACAAAUCUGUUGGACAAGAUUGAGGAUAAAUCGAAGCUGUAUGAUGAUGAGGCACUGCAGAACAUAUUUCUGAUGAACAAUCUGUGGUACAUUGUGCAGAAGGUGAAGGAUUCAGAGCUAAAGACAUUGCUUGGGGAUAACUGGAUCCGCAAGCGCCGUGGUCAGAUAAGGAGGUACUCCACAGGUUACCUCCGAUCCUCAUGGACUAGGGUAUUAGCUUGUCUGAGGGACGAUGGGUUGCCACAGGCAACAGGUUCAUCGAGUGCACUCAAGGCUGCACUGAAAGAAAGGUUCAAGAACUUCAACUUGACUUACGAGGAGUUAUACAGGACACAGACAGCAUGGAGGGUUGUGGAUCCUCAGUUAAGAGAGGAGUUGAAAAUUUCUAUCUCAGAGAAGGUCCUUCCAGCAUACCGCUCGUUUGUUGGAAGGUUCCGAGGCCAGCUAGAGGGGGGAAGGAAUUUUGCGAAGUAUAUAAAGUACAACCCUGAGGAUGUGGAGAACCAGGUCUCAGAUUUCUUUGAAGGGAAAAGAUUGAAUGCUUAAUCAAUCUGUCUACAUUUCAAGGGAUGUUCAUAUCAAUGUUGGUGGUUACAAGUCCCUAGCAAUAUUCAUUCAGUCCCCGUACUAGGGAACUUGCUCUGCCAACAUUCUUUUGAGGUUUGAAGAUGGAGAAAUCAGUUUUGACUAGAGGGGCGUAAAUGUGGUAAAUUGCAAAGCAAACAGACAUCUUGAUUGUUUCAUGGUGGGUGCUGACAUUUGUGCUUGGGCUUCCACAUGGAAUUUAGGACCCUGCGGUGAACUGUGUAACUGCUAUUCUUACAGUUUACCUUUUGUUGAUUGUUGACUUGUUGGACUUCAGAAGAAUGGUUGCCGGUCGGUGGUUGGCAUUUUAUGUACAUUUUAUACCAGCAGUUAUGUUCAGUUGUUCACUUUUACCUUAGUGCAAAUUUUGUUAUCUUCAGUUUAGUUGGUUGCU